Molecule: messenger RNA, 960 nt
Organism: Daldinia vernicosa
Lineage: Eukaryota; Fungi; Ascomycota; Sordariomycetes; Xylariales; Hypoxylaceae
Product: TFIID-18kDa-domain-containing protein
Exons: 2
Coding region: 302-820 (172 amino acids)
Biological process (GO): transcription by RNA polymerase II; RNA polymerase II preinitiation complex assembly
Cellular component (GO): transcription factor TFIID complex
Molecular function (GO): protein heterodimerization activity
Source: RefSeq, a predicted model, not a curated record
GGGAUGUGGGUGUGUGUACCUAACAAUUUAUCUUAUCAGACCCCACUACCAAACAUCGAGGUACAACUUCAGUCUUCCUCAGCCUUACCUAAUGCUCCCUCUACAUACACUAGGUAUCUUACACCAGGUAUCUUAUCUCCGUCAAACAUAAACUUCGACAUCCGAUAUCACCAUCGUUUCUUACGCGCGUCUAUGAUUAAUGACUAGCCCAAAUCCGUAAAGCUAGAAACCCUUCGCCCAAGGAAAUAUCAGCAUCGCCACUUUAUACUUUAUAUUUACAACAGCGCCAUCCGCGUUCAUCAUGGAGCCUCGCGCCCGUGCUGGUAAGAAUGUGGGCAAGGAGACUUUCAAUGCGAAAGAAAUCCGUGCCCUCCUCUACGCCUUCGGCGACGUCCAGGACCCGUUGCCGGACACAGUACGCGUGCUAGACGAGAUCGUGACCGAGUUCCUAGAGGGCGUCUGCUUCGAGGCGAGUCGCCACGCGCAGGUAGCCGGGCGCCAGAAGCUCAAGUUCGACGACUUCGAGUUCGCGCUGCGCCGCAACCCCCAGUACCUCGGGCGCGUCAAGAGUAUGAUCGAGAAGCGUCAGAAGAUCAAGGAGAUGCGCCGAACUUUCGAUCAAGAGGAUGACGCGCUUGCGAAGGAGCACGGUAAGGAGAGUGCUGCCGCUGCUGCUGCCAAUGCCGCGGCUGGUGGGGAGGACGACCUGCUCGGUCUUGAUGACGAGGAUGAGGAUCUCGAGCUUAUGAACACGGCGGCGGCAUCGUCGGCGAAGGGUACGGGGAGCAAGAAGAGGAAGAGAACGCCCAAAACAGGAUAGCGUCGUAAAAUGUGGGUAUAGAGAUUGGUUUGGGUAUGGGGCGGUGUCUCAUUAUGGAUGACGACUAUGAUGAAUUUUGCAUCUUUAUAGGCAUAGCGACGGCGUUGGGGGCAGCGAAAUACCAAAUUGCAUUUUAGAGU